Messenger RNA from Hibiscus syriacus, 669 nucleotides. RefSeq names its product MAP3K epsilon protein kinase 1-like. Gene Ontology annotation, cellular component: cytoplasm. The record is from RefSeq and is a predicted model, not a curated record. The transcript has 6 exons. The coding region runs from base 1 to 669 and encodes 222 amino acids. Gene Ontology annotation, biological process: protein phosphorylation. Gene Ontology annotation, molecular function: ATP binding; protein serine/threonine kinase activity. Lineage: Eukaryota; Viridiplantae; Streptophyta; Magnoliopsida; Malvales; Malvaceae.
AUGGCGAGAUUGAAAAUAUCGAGACUUCACAACGAGAUUUACGGUGAACGACGCCGAUUCAUUACAGGAUACGGAUUGGGUUUUGAUCGGAGUAGGGUAGCGGUCAUUUUGAGGGUAGCAGGGCAGACUGGGGUGGCCGGACGGCUACGGAUUGAGACGGUAAAGAGGCGGCAGGGAGAAGGAAUUUGGAGGUUAGGGAUUAUGAUUUGGGUUGACAUUUUUUGGGUUGCUCUAUUGGGAGGAUCAAUGGCCUUUUAUAGGCCUCAGACGCCGUUCGUAAUGAUGAAGCUCUGGUAUGUGGAAAAUGGUUCACUUGCAAACAUUAUCAAGCCAAAUAAAUUUUGGUCGUUUCCAGAAUCUUUGGUGGUCGUUUAUAUUUCUCAGGUUUUGGAAGGUUUGGUUUAUCAACAUGAACAAGGUGUUAUCCAUUGGGAUAUUAAAGGUGCUAAUAUUCUGACGACUAAAGAGGAUCUGGUGAAACUUGCAGAUUUUGGUGUUGCAACGAAACUAAAUGAGGUUGAUGUUAACACACACUCAGUUGUUGGAACACCAUAUUGGAUGGCCCCAGAGGAACUGAUAAUUGGAAUGUGGCUAUUAAUUGUGAUUGAAAUGUCAGGGGUUUGUGCAGCUUCUGACAUUUGGAGUGUUGGUUGUAUUGUAUUUUUCUAG